AUGAUGCCUGCUGCUACAAACCCCAAUUCCCGCUCGCCCUCUCCCACACCUGCCCGACCCAUCGCAGAGACACCUGGACCACGCGCGCAAGGUCUAAUCAAUGUCUUCAACCAAGCCUCGAAAGCCACUCUAGACAAGUGCUCGGCCAAGAACUUUGCUUCGUGCUUCCCCACCGCCGCGCAAUAUAGCCCAGAGGUUCUGGAUAAUCUGAGGGGCCAGAUCGUUGACCAGCUUGAUCGAACAUGGAAAAGCAACUUUGAGGAUAUCAUGGAGAGGAGGAAUGUGGUUAAACUGCUCAACUCUCUGGAUCAAUGUAUAGAAGAUGCAAGACUACGGAAGAAACGUGCGGAAGAGAGCGCAAACGGAGGACCCGUGGAGACGCCUGUGCCACCUCACACCCUUUCGCCUGCCGAGAUCCACCUGGCCCAUCUCAUGCCCUUCCUUGAGAAGCAAGCCACCGCCAUGAACACCAAGCUUGUCGAGACGCAACAAGCCAACACGGAGCUGCUAUCGACCGUCACGGCGCAGCGUGCGGAGAUUGAGUCGCUAGUCAGAGGGUUGGAGAACGUUAUAAAAGAUCUGGAAGCCAGUGCGCAGACAAUGGCUCAAGAUGAUGUGCAAGAUUUGAGCAAGGAGACGAGGGAUUUGGAAAUGGCGAUGCGAACAUGA
This is a messenger RNA of Bipolaris maydis ATCC 48331, 669 nucleotides long. Its product is annotated as Nnf1-domain-containing protein. Gene Ontology annotation, cellular component: MIS12/MIND type complex. Lineage: Eukaryota; Fungi; Ascomycota; Dothideomycetes; Pleosporales; Pleosporaceae. Gene Ontology annotation, biological process: chromosome segregation. The record is from RefSeq and is a predicted model, not a curated record.